Messenger RNA from Orbilia oligospora ATCC 24927, 4206 nucleotides. RefSeq lists its product as uncharacterized. The record is from RefSeq and is a predicted model, not a curated record. The coding region runs from base 1 to 4206 and encodes 1401 amino acids. Gene Ontology annotation, molecular function: protein binding. Lineage: Eukaryota; Fungi; Ascomycota; Orbiliomycetes; Orbiliales; Orbiliaceae. The transcript has 4 exons.
AUGUCGAUAAGCGGCCUCGAUCGUCUUGAGAAGUCUAUUGAGAACUUCAAGCUUAGUUUAAAGCCCGAAGACCACCAUACCUUGAAGAAUUAUCCCGACCCAAGUGCCGAAGAUGUUGCGGACUUCGUUAAAAACCUCGAUGCGAAGCUUCAGCAGAAGCAGAAGCGGAGAAAAACGCUCCAGUCUUCCUCGUUUACGACAUUCAUUCGGGCUAUGCAACAAUUUUCCGGUAUUAUAGAUACCUGUGUCCAGUCAAAUCCUGAGAUCGCUGCUCUGGUUUGGGGUGGAAUGAAGUUUGUACUUCUUGCGUUCUCGAAUUAUACAAAAUAUCUAGAAGAAAUAGUAGAUAUGUGUGACCAAAUGGGUCGUCUCUGCCCUCAAUUCGACAGAUUUAGCAAGCUCUUCCCUAAGCAUAAAGAACUACAAAGUGCUAUCUGCGACUUUUACGCUAUUGUCGUUGAUUUCUUCAGAGAAGCAUUACUAUUCCUUUAUAGUUCAGUUUUAAAACAGCUUGCAGUUGCGACUUUCCGGCCAUUUGAGGAAAAGUUCAGCGAUAUCUUCAAAUCUCUCGAUCUAGCUAAGAACACAAUCGACAGGGAGAUUACUCUUUCUUCAGAACAGGAACUACAGGUUGACAGGGUAAAUAAUGCCCAACUUCGAACAGAUGUUCGCGACUUAUGUUAUUUCACGCGAGUGAACUAUCAAUACUACCAUGACGGUCAGGUCCAGCUAAACGAGGAAGCGCAAAGAUCCAAACGAGAGCGAAUCCUGCAGAACAUUUCCAGAUAUUCUUACUACACUGAACUUACAAAUAAUCUCCAAAAAAGAAUCGAAGGCAGCGGCCUCUGGAUAUAUAAAACACCAGAGUACGAGUCCUGGGCCAAUUCUCCUAAAUCGUGCGGGUUAUGGUAUCACGGCAUCCCGGGAUUCGGGAAAUCAGUCUUAACUUCUGGUGUCAUAGAUACCUUGCUCGAGCUGUCGAGGUCGUCGAGGCCGAAACAAUAUCGUGUUGCAUAUUUCUUUUGUACAUUUACGACGGCUUCGAGCCUUCUCGCAUAUACGAUUUUAUCAAGCCUUCUCCACCAACUAUUUUACUAUUCGCAUGAUCUUCCAAGGGGCCUUGCUGAGGAUUUGGAAGCUCGCUUCGAGGACAGAAUCAGGGCUAGCCAGGUGGUCCUGGCUGAUAUUCAAAACUUCAUAACGGAAAUUACUAAAAACAAUAGAGCUAUCAACUAUAUAGUAGUUGACGGUUUGGAUGAGUGCAACGACAAAGAGCGCGGAAUGGUUCUUCGAGCUCUCAAAAAACUGCUUCAGGAUUCCCCUAAGGCUGUCAGGGUUCUAAUCUCCAGUCGGGGGUCCCAGGAUAUAGCCCGCGCAUUAGUCUCCAAGCCAAACGCUAGCACUAAGGAUGAUCAAAAAUUCCAAGGCUUUGGUCAGUUGAGCCUUGGAACUUCGAACCAGGAAGAUGUUGAAGCCUUCAUUUCCCAAACACUUCUCAAUAAAGAGCUUGAAGGGCAGUUACCGGAACUGCCAAGUUAUCUCUUCACCGAAGUAAAAUUAUUCCUCAGCAAAAACGCUAAGGGUCUCUUUAUUUGGGUUAACCUCCUAAUCGAGGAAAUAUGCAACGAGUCGAAAGCAGAAGAUAUUGAAAUGGCUCUUUCUAAACUGCCCAAAGACCUUGACGGACUCUACAAUCGAGUGAUCGACCGUAUUAUGCAACAUCGGCGUCCUGAAGUUGCCCAAGAAAUAUUCAAGUGGAUAGCCUAUGCGAUACGCCCGUUGACCCUUGAAGAGCUAAAAGAGGCCACAUGUUUGAAGAACACGCAGAUACGUACUUGGGCAGAGCUAAGUAAGCUUGCCGAAGUGGAUGAAAUGAAGUGGCUGCAGAACUGUGAAAACCUUGUUAUAGUGAACAAAGCAUACAGAACUGUUCAGUUUGCACAUUCUACCAUAAAGCAGUUCUUGGAGUCCCGGUUAUGCUGCAGAGAGAAAUCCUUCCUCAUGGAUAGAUAUACUAAUCACCAACUUGCGGAAGCUUGUGUACGGUACUACAAACUUCCAGAAAUCUCCGAUCCCAGUGCCCAAUACCAACAAACCCCUGUUUCGAAGAAGGCCCUUAAUUCCCUUGCCAUGAUUGCGAACGUUAACAAUUCGGCACAGGGAAGCACAUUUUGGGCCAGUACUACAGACUGGAUGACUCGGAAACUAUAUCAGUCCACUUCGCUACUCACAAAUCCAGCACCGGCUUCCACCGCUCUCGUCAAAACUGGAAACUCAAAUAUACUUAUAUCACAAAGAAAAAACUUCAAGGGCAUACUACGAGCAUAUCCGUUCUUAGAAUAUGCUACUAGCUGUUGGGUUUUUCACUACAUAGAAUACGGCCGUGGUGAACUCGCACGCGAUAUCCAAGAGCCAUCCGAGAAACCAAGAGAGGUUGUUCUUACGCCCGGAGGGACAUGGUUUCAUACAUUAGAUGACACAAACUUACUACGGGGAAAAAUAUCCCUUUUGUGGGGUUCUGUCCCUGCUCUGCGACCCUCAACGGUGGAAGAUACACUGAGCCACCCAGGGAACCAUACCCCGAAUUCUGCUCGUACCGAAUCUAAUAUAGCAUUCCCGAUGUUUCCGAGAACGAGACUAUGGCUAUCACUUGGCCUCGAGGAGAAAAAGUCAUUCAUUGCAAUGAAUAUUCCGCAAGAGGAAGCGCAGAGAAUCUGCAAUCUCAUUUUACAAAGAUUCCCGUCAAUCAGAUUCCCAUGGCAAAAUUACUUCACACCGGAAUCAUUGACAUUCGAAGAAGGACUAUUUGAUCUUUUGGAUUGGGCGCUUGGGAAUGGUGUCGGGUCGAUCUUUGAAUUGAUUUGGGUUGGUUGUUGCAUAGACCAUAAAGUAUACAGCACCCCGAUUUCACAUUUAAAAACGGAGCUGUUACUUAAGUAUUGGCUGCCCGCAUAUGACGAUUCGGACAAUCUUUCUAUCUCGAGAUUUGAGAAACUUUGUGCCGAGAAGGACGCCGAUACCGCUGGAAUGUGGGCUUCAGUCUUUGGGGCUAUCGUGCACGACGCGUCUAAGGGCGGUGCUCUUAUUUCAGGAAACCCCGGGGGUAGACUAUCCACAGAACCAACCUUCAUUUUCGAACGUCUCCAGUCUGCAUGUGGGGAAGCAAAUACCCUCCUUUUCCAUCGUCUGAUCGAAAUCUUAAGCUAUCUCCCAAAGACCUUCGAAAGCGGUCGAUUCCAACCCAGCAAGUACCUCGGGCAGAUCAACUACCAGAAGAUCGUCGGAAAAACCAUCGAGGCGUAUGCACACGGUAUCUUGAAGGCUCUUCAUCAGGAGGAGUAUCAAAUCUUUAUAAGACAGGUAUCCCCGGAGGAUCAAUUUCGGCUCCUCGAAUUGGCGACAGAGCUUGGCUGCUCUGAAUGUUUUGAGGAACUGAUAUCCCAUUAUAGGUUUGGACUGACAGUUUCAACGUUGAGUAAGAGUGGCCAGACCAUUCUCCAAAGGGCCACGGAACUUAGGGACAAAGAUAUCGUCAGUAUGUGCCUCGAACGAAGUACUGACUUGCUUUCUCGAUCUCGGACAAAUCGCUUCUAUCCGUUACAAAUUGCAGCCAUGAAUAAUGACCUUGAUAUUAUCAAGGUCAUGGCACCAUUCAUCCGCGGUGGAGGUGGGAGGGUCAUUGUGGAUAUGACAGCACCGCACACUUCAGAUACUGCUCUCACCUACGCAAUCAAGAAUCUAAAUACCGAGAUUGUCCGCGUCCUGCUUAAUGCCGGAGCGAGCUGGGACAUGAUGCCUGAAAGGCCACCUUCCCCUGCCGAGUUGCAGUUGUAUGAAGAAGACGGCUUGAUAGAACCUGGUAAAAACUACCCCAUGUUACAAUUUGCUACUACUCCUAGUGAAGAGAUACUGGAUUUAUUCUUGGAAAGAGACAAAGCGGGGUUUUUUGAAUGUCUACGCACACACAAAGUCGCAACUGAGAAGCUUAUCCGCCUUGCCGAACGGAGUAUCCGUAGGUCCUCUGGCGGGGCCGCCCAGGUGGUGCUAGAAAAGAUUGCGAAGGCAUUGGAGCGCUUCUUAGAGCUGGAAUCUGGAGCCGAGCUCAGCGCGGAAUUACAUCCAUCUGGUCUUCUACUCCGUCAGAUCCAAGCUGGUCUACGCCCGAAAUAUAAAUUCCAGGGUCCCCCGAUAGGUAUUAGGACCUAA